AUCUCUGAAACAUUCAAUGUCUUCCAAAACAUUUUGCAACUUUUUUCCCCACUUAAUUCGCAAUCUUUUGUCGCUAAACUAAAAAUCUUGCAAUAAAUUAUGGGUCUGUAUGCUCGUCUGAAAUCUAGAUAUGGUAUUUCCAGCCGGAUUUGCAAACGAUAUUAAGAUAUGGCGCUUUAAUUGCCUGUUUGUGGGUGUUUUUUUUCCUGAAAAAAGUCAUCACGCCAAAAUCGCGAUAAAAAUGAAAAAGUGUAAAAAGAUAAAGAAUUUACAUUUUGUCUCAAAAUUGCUCAAAUGAUCGAUUGUCUCCAUGAAUUUGAGUUUCUAUCACCGGCCGAAGGAUCCGAAAAUACCAACAUGACCAACAUAAAGUGUUCGCGAAUGGUUCGUCGAGCAUUGACCAUCUCGACGUGAGACGUUUUGAAAUGCUUGUGGAUGUCUCAAUAUUUCCAGUCUCAACCAAGACUUCCACCUCCACUUCUUCAGCGCCUUCAGUUGCUUCCCAGCUCUCCAUGAGACUGCAUCGCGUUUCCAGCCGCUGAAGAAAGUCUUGAGUGAGGUGCGUUUGGUUUUCUCUUGGGACGUGGCCACAAAUCAAGAGUAAAUUUUAGAAAAACAGGAAUUGCUCAAAUCUUCACACUACUGCAGGAUCCGUCCAAAAUGCUUUUCUUCCUGGUGGUGUACGUUGGCCCAAUUGUAGUGGCUGGCGUGUCCUUGGCACUGCUCUACUUCAUGAAAUCCAGCAAAGAAAUGCCCAAGAAUUGGGAUGAGUUCUUAACUGAGGCCUGGUUCCAGUACCACGGAAUCCGAGGUCUUGCUGAAGACAGACUCAACAGUCGCUACAACGUCGUUGAACUUUUUAAGCAGCCAGGAAGAGUCGUUGUGAUGACUGGAGGCAAUCGUGGUAUUGGUCUGAAGAUCGUUGAGAAGCUUCUUGACUGCGACAUGACUGUAGUCUUGGGCGUCCGAAAUGUCGAAUCCUCCAGGAAGUCAAUUGCCAAAGAGAUCCCUGAAGAAAAGACAUCCGGGAAGCUAUUCCUGGAGCAACUGGACGUAGGAACAAUGGACUCCGUGAGGAAAUUUGCUGCAGCCAUUAAGAAGAAAUAUCGAAAGAUUCACAUUUUGAUCAACAAUGCGGGAAUCAUGGCAGCUCCUUUUGCGCUCACUGACGAUGGAUUUGAAAGCCAGAUGGCUAUUAAUUACUUGGGACAUUUCUUGCUGACACAUUUGCUGCUACCGGAAAUUGUGGCAGCUGGUGAAGAGGAUAGGCAUUCCAGGAUUGUGAAUGUGUCCUCUUGCGUGCACCUGAUGGGUGACAUUGAUUAUGAUAACUUCCACGGAUCCAAGACUUACUAUGGGGCAACAGCCUACAAUCAAUCAAAACUGGCUCAAAUCCUAUUCACCAAACACCUUCAAGUCCUCUUUGGUACACGUCAGCUUCCAGUCCAGGUUCAUGCUGUUCAUCCUGGCGUCGUUGAUACUGAUCUCUUUGUUCAUACAUCCUCAACAGUCAUUCCUUGGUUCAAAAAAGCCCUCUUCAAGAAUCCUGAACAGGGAUCGAGAACAGUAGUAUAUGCAGCGAUUUCUCCAAAAUUGGAGGGCAAAGGUGGAUCCUACCUCAGCAACUGUCGCCUCCACAGGACACAUCCAAUGGCCAAGGACGCGAAGGAAUGUGAGAAACUCUUUGAUUACACGCGGGAGAUGCUGAAAAUUGAGGAUUUCGGCCGACCAGAAUAACUUGUGAUGGAUUCUUUGAGGACAAUAAAUACUUUUUUUUAUUCCAAAAA
Phlebotomus papatasi is the source of this 1787-nucleotide messenger RNA. RefSeq names its product dehydrogenase/reductase SDR family member on chromosome X. The record is from RefSeq and is a predicted model, not a curated record. The transcript has 5 exons. NCBI's taxonomy places the organism in Eukaryota, Metazoa, Arthropoda, Insecta, Diptera, Psychodidae. Bases 661 to 1737 code for a protein of 358 amino acids.